This is a messenger RNA of Stegostoma tigrinum, 7564 nucleotides long. RefSeq names its product golgin A2 (gene golga2). The record is from RefSeq and is a predicted model, not a curated record. Gene Ontology annotation, molecular function: protein binding. Gene Ontology annotation, biological process: Golgi organization. The transcript is spliced from 29 exons. Lineage: Eukaryota; Metazoa; Chordata; Chondrichthyes; Orectolobiformes; Stegostomatidae. Bases 68 to 3205 code for a protein of 1045 amino acids. Gene Ontology annotation, cellular component: Golgi cis cisterna; Golgi apparatus; cis-Golgi network.
CCUGGUGCAGGCCGGGAUACUGGAGGAGUCCGCUAGCUGCUUGGUGACGUGUGCGGGCCCGGAUACCAUGGCCGACGGGAGCAGACGGGCUAAGCUGGCGUCUGCCAAGAAGAAGUUGAAGGAAUACCAGCAGAAGAAGGUGGCUCCACCUGCCUCUUCAGGAAUCAAAAAGAAGAUAACAGAUGACAGAUCUGAAACAGCAACGACUCUAACAGCGAAUAAUGAUGAAAUUUGUGAGAUGCCUCUGCAGAACAUUCUGAAGGUGUUGGUGGCAGACCGCAGUAAAUCCAAUGGGGUAAAACUGCCUUCAUUGGACAGGCUGAAGCAGGCUUCUCUGGAAAAUGAUCUUGACAAUCUUGGUAGAGGACGGAGGGUUGAUGGUGCCACGCCUGCUCGUGUCAACAUCUCCAACAGCAACUUGCCAAAUACUAUGACUGUAAAGCAGCACGUUGAUCUGACAGUACAGAAUGAAGCUUCCUCCCAGAUAACCCUGGCUGGAGAAGAAAAUCAACCUGAAGAAACCCGAGGCGUCUCCUCCACAGAGAGUCUUCGACAGUUGUCCACUCAGUUAAAUGGCCUGGUGACUCAGACCACUUUUAUGAAUGGUGAAAGUGCAGCCUGUACCAUCAGUCCAAGUGAACUAGAGGCACGAAACCAAGAGUUGACUGUAGCACUUGACUCCAGCAAUUUGACAAAUAGAGAACAAAGUGAAAAGAUAGAAGAAUUGGAAAAACACAUUCAGGAACUUAAAAAUCAGCUAGAGAAGGAAAAGCAAGCUUUUGACCAGAAGUCCAACCAAAAGUGUGAAUCCAUGAAAGACCAGCUAAAACUUCACGUAGACACCAUUGAGAUUUUGGUUUCUGAGAAAUCGGAGUUGCAGUCAGCGCUGGCUCAUGCUAAACAGAUAUUGCGGGGCAAAACAGAUGAAACGGGAGAACUCAAUAGCAAGCUGAAUGCUUCUACGCAAAGAGUGGCAGAACUGGAGCAAACUCUAUCCAGCAUUUCAUCCCAACAGAAACAGUCUGAUAAAAAUUACAAAGAGCUUGAAAAGGAGAGAGAGAAUCUCAAACAAGAGGUGGACAAACUAAAUAAGAUGAGUGAAGAGAUGAGGCAACAGAACUCUGAGCUCUCGGAACAGUUGAGCUCCAAGGUAUCAGAAAACGACUUGGUGAGGAGGAACAUUCAAGAACUCCAGAAGAGACUGGAAAUGGCAGAGUUGACAAUUCAGCAGUUCUCAAACCAGUCAGAGCUUCCAGAUGCUAAUCAGCAGUUGCAACUGGCUCUUGAAGAAAAAGCUCAUUUAAUGGCACAGAUGAAUGAACUUUCAAAAUCACAGCAGCUGCUACUUGUUGAGAGAAAUCAAUAUGCCCACAAGCUGGUGGAGGAGGGCAGUGUUUGGCAGCAGAAAGUUCAGCAGCUGGCAGAACAAAUAAAUGCACUAUCAGAGGAGAGGGAGAAGAAUGUCAACCAUAUGCAGGAGCUAGAGGCCUCGUUGACUGAUCUCCAGAAGACAUCAGCACAACAGAAUGAGGUCGGUGAAACCCACACCAUUCCAGAGCCCAAAGGUCCCACAGAGCAAGAGCAAUUACUGGAGGAGAGCAUUCAAUUCCUGCAACGAGAGAAGGAGGAAUUGUAUUCUCAGUACCAGGCACAGGUUCGUGACAAUGAGCAGCUGAGUCAUUUGAACCUGGAGCUGGAAGAGAGACUACAGGAACUGGAGAGGACAGUGGAACGUUACAAUGACAAUUCUGUAGACAGACAGCAACUGCUGGAAAACAUGCAGAGUGACAAGGCUACAAUAAGCAGGGCACUGACACAGAACCGUGAGCUCAAGGAACAGCUGGCAGAGCUUCAAAAUGCAUUUGUCAAACUUACUAACGAGAACAUGGAACUCACUAAUGCAUUGCAGUCGGAACAGUAUGUCAAGAAGGAGCUAGCUAAAAAAGUUGGAUGUAUGCAUGAGGACGUAGCAGAUUUGAAAGAAAAGCUUGAGAUAAAGUCGCAGGAAGCUCAGGCCAUGCAGGGAGAGAGGAAUGAGAUCUGUACUCACCUACAACAGUACAUUGCAGGUUACCAGCAGCUGGUGGCUGAGCGAGAACAGUUUCAGAAACAGAUACAGCAGGCACAAUUCAUGAGCAGUUUGCAGCAUGAGGACUUACAAGAGGGACUGCAAAAUGAGUUGCAACUGAAGAAUCACCAGGUGACAAAGGAACAACUGGAACGGUUGAAUGAUGAAAACAAAGGUCUGAAGUCAAUGAUCAGCAGACUAUCAGCAGAUCUGAGCAAGAUCAGUUCACAGCUUGGCGAAGAUGAUGGUUUGGAAGGUCAGCUCGUUCCCAUGCAUGGAAAUCAGAAGAGCCAUGUUACAAUGCCAGCAGAGCUGGAAGAUCAAGAGGAGCUGAAUUUAACACUAAACCAAGAUCAGCUAACUCCACAAAGCUUGGAAGCAUACCAGCAGCACGAGAUGCUCCUACCAGAGAUGUCAGCUCUGCUGGACAGACAAGAAGAACUGAGAGGAGAUGCCGACACGGUACCAACAAAUCUGUAUGAAGCCUUAAAAACUACGAUGGACAAGCUGCAGGUUCAAUUAGCAAACCUGUUAGAGGAGAAAGUUGAUCUUAAGAAGAAAUUGGAGCAACUGGAGCAUUACUGUACCCAGCUGUCUGGUGAGACAGAUACAAUAGGUGAAUACAUUGCACUUUACCAAAAGCAGAGAGCUAUACUCAAACACAGGCACAUGGUGAAAGAGGAGUACAUCUGCAAGCUGGCACAGGAUAAGGAGAAGUUGAGGAAAAAGUUAGGAGAAUUGCAGGAGCUUUCAUUGGAAUUGGCAGCUGAGAGAAAGAAAUGGUAUGAUAGAUAUGUUCGUUUCAUCAAACAGUCUAAGAUCCCAUUAACACCUGAAAUGCGACAGGAUGUGCUGGAAGAAGAUCUGGUAUCAAGCAUUGAAGAUCUAGAAGACAUACCCUUGGCAGAUGAUACUGAGUCCUCAAGCUCUUCACCCGAUUCCCGCUCUUCUAGCAGAGGUUUUGUUACCAAAUCAGGCUUACCCUCUGAAGACUACACUACAAAAAAGAUCAUAGAACUUACCGAAGAAAUCCAAAAUCCACAGGCCCUACCGAACUCAACCCUGACCUUUAUCAACUGCGUUCCCCUCUUCUACAGACUUGCCGAAAAUGGGGUAAUGAAGAUUGAGGUCGUCUAGUGAUCUGAUCCAGUCAAGCACAGGAAAUGCGAUAUUUCUUUGGGGGGUAGGAGAACAUUGUAAAAAGUUGUUUAGCUAAGGCUUUGAAAGGCUAAUUGAGUCAAUGUGCAACAUUUGGUACACCACAGGGGACUUUUGAGAUCAGAGAAGCCAUGGUUGUACCAAGUACCAGUAUUAAUCUAGCAUGACCUCUAAUGAUGCCUCGUCAAAACGAUUACCAUAAUUCUAAAUAGUUCCUUUAACAGCUGCUUUGAAACUGUUUACAAACAUAAUCAUUUAUAUUACGGAUUUUUAAAAUCCUACUCUGGCAAAUUCAUCUCCUCCUUCCCAAAGAUAUGGGUUAUAAUGAUUUUCAAAUGAUGAUAAUAGGAUUAUCCUGAUUAGUAACCAUUUGACUUGACUGCUUUUGUAGAUUACUCAAAGCUGUAUGGCAACUUAGUACAUUGCAGCUCCAAUCAGAAUUGUGAAAAUAAAUUACACUUGAAGUAACACUUCCCACCAUUUUAUAUAUCAUGUGUUAAAAACAAAACUGUUUAUUUAAGCAAUUUUUUAAAAAAAAAGUUUGAGUUUUGAAAUUGUAGAACUCCCUGAAAAUGGCUUUGUUUUUAAAGGCAGAGCCAUUACAACCAUGUAAACCAAAGAAACUGGCUUGACCCUGAGGUCCUGUUAACUUUUGAUGUUCUUCUCCCAGGCCUUUGUGAAGAAUAAGACAUUUGGGCAAGGUCCAGAGGGCUGUCAGUACGUUUUGAAGUAUCACCUCAGCAAGUGUUGGUGCCUUCAAGGAAGGUGUCCUGCAAUUUCCUCUUACUCCUGUUUUCAGUAAUAAAGAAAGGGAAGCUGCAGCACACUGCACAUGGAGUCUGAGACUGGGGGAUAGGUUUUGCAGUCCAAAACCUUAGAAUUACAGUGAUUUGAUAAUUACAGCACAAAGAGGCCAUUCAAUAGGAUCAGCUUUACUUGUCACUCCCUCUCAUUCUAUAGCCCUUUUAAGAUAUGGCGCCUUGAGGCCAUACUCGAUGUUUCUUAAAAUGGAGUGAUGAUUUAUGACUGUACCACUGUUUUUAAGCAGUGAUUUUUCUGGACUCCUGCAGUCUUCAGGUGAAAGAAUUUCUUUUGGCACCCCUCUGAUCCUCCCAUCCAUUAAUUUAAAAAAAUUUAAUUCCGUGGCACCUGCCUAUUGUUCUUCUUACAGCGACAGGUGAAAAACGAACUAUUUACUUGGGGACCUCAAUUUUAUACACCUCAGUUAAAACUUUUCUUCCUCUGUUCAAAAGGAAGCAAGCCCGAUCUAUCCAAUCUUUUCUCGAACUAAAAGUCUCUGUUCCUGUCAGCGUCUUUGUGUGUCUCUUCUGUAUCUCUGUAAUUUUGAACACUUUCAGUAACUUGCUCUUCUGUUGGUCCAAGGUGAAGUUCUUCAACCAUUGAUCCACGUAAUUAAAUCUAUUCCCUAAUCCUUUAUGUUCUUUCAUAUUCUUCCCAAAGCAUGCUGCAAGGAAUUGGAUACACAACUUGUGUCGAGGCUGUACCAGUCUAUUAGUUAAGAUCCUUUGUAUGCUGCUCUCCUUAGUUAAUUUAAACUUCUCAAAGUGCCUAUUACAUUUUUCCCUGAUUAUUGUUUCAAAAACCUUACUCACCACUGAAACUUAUGAUCAGUCAUUUUUAACAUGUCCUAGACCCUUUCUUGACCAAGAGUUAACAUGUUGCCACUUCAUAAUCUUCUGUCACUACCUGUAGUGGAAAUCGGGCUGUGAGAUUAUCUCCAGCCCCAUGCAUAAAUAUGUCAGUUUCUCUCUAUAUGGGAAGAUUGUGAAGGUAUAUCUUUACCUAUAAAUGGGCAGAAUGUGAAGGUGGGCCAUGGCUACCUUUUGUGGUCAGGUUGAAGUGUGCUAUGGUUACCUGUGAAUGGGGCAAAGUAAUGUGAAGGUGUCAAAUUUACUUGAACCUGGACAGAUUGCAAAGAUGUUGAGUUUACCUUCUUAUGGUCCGAUUGUGAAGAUGUGCCAUGGUGACUUGGUGCAUUUAAGGUGUGAAGUUUGCUUGUACCUGGACGGAUUGUGAAGCUAUUGAGCUCACCUGUAAAUGGUUAGAAUGUGAAAGUGUUAUGUCUGUAUGUGGACAGAUUGUAAAGGUGCCAUGUUACCUGGACAUGGUCAAAAGUGAAAAUGUUACGUUUACCUGUAAUGGUCAGAAUGUAAAGCUGUUAUGGUUAGAUGAAUGUAGACAGUUUGAGAGAGUGUGAAGCUGACCUGUAGAUGGUCAGAAUGUAAGUGUGCCUGUACUCUUCUUGACAUAGAAGUAAAUAUGUCACAUCCUCAAAUCUUACCAUCUGUAAGAAAACAUGGUGCAUCUGUUAAUUGUACAUGAAUUGUGUAUCAGUGUAUAUAAGUGGUGCCACUAACUGGAUGUUCAUGUACUCACAUGGAUGUGGACUGAAACUGGCUUGUGGAUUAGGUGGUGUGUGUGUGUGUGUAAAAUAUAUAACUUUGUAAAUAAAUUAUUUUAAAAGUAAAAAUCACAAAGAUUGACUCCAUCCUUCAGUUCGUCUGCCUUUCAAAUGAGAGUCUGCUCAUGAAUAGAACACUGAUGUGCCAUGUUUUCAACACCUGUACCCAGUGUGGAUUGUCAGAGCCUUCACUAUUAUAAUCUGUCAGUGAUCUUAGAUCGAUUUUUAUAUCAGGCAGGUGACUUAGUCAUUUUCCAUCAUGCUAAAUAUCUCUAUUUCACCCUUCAACGUUUAUCCCAUCAAAUACUUCAGCCUUCUCCUUUUACCUACAAGAUUACAAGCCUAUUUUGAACGUUUUAUGAAAACAGAAGGAAAGCAUCCUUUAAAAACCAUGCUGAUAUCUCACUCCUCAACAUACAAGUUAACUCCCCGGUAUGAAUUAGGACAUCUGUUUCCUUAGUUUCCAUCUUUCUCUUCACGUAGUUAUAAACACUUUGGGGUUUUCCUUGCUUUUAUUUGCCAGCAUGUCCCUAUUUCCCCCUCUUUGCUUUCCUAAUAUUCUUUUUACAGGUCAGAUUGUGUGAACAAGUUUCAUGUUUCCUGUGUAUUGGUGGAUUGUGGAGAUAAUGAUGAGCCCUUCCACUAUUUCCACCAAUGCUUCCCUUUUGCAAUCUGGGGUGCAAGCCGUCCGAUAUAAAACAUAUCCAGCCUUGGCAAUAGCCAGCCUUUCCAGUAAAUUACACCUGUCAAUUUUCAUCCCAAUAGCCUUUUCGUCUACUGCUAUUGACGUUUUGUCAGUAUCCUCUUUAUAUCAGUGUUGAAGGGUAUUGUGCACGUAUCAUAUCCCCUCACUUCUGUGUGUUGACUGAAACAUUAUUUCAGUCAAUAUUUCAGCAAUUUAAAAUUCCCUAUUAUUGCCAUUUUAUGGUUUUCUCAUAUGUCUGUGGUUUCCCUGCAAUCCUCUUUCAUGAAUUAGAGGCCUGUAGAAUACUGUCACUAAUGUGAUCAUAUCCUUUCUGCUUCUGAUUGCUACCAUAUUCUGUCUGUCUCCACCCUGGACAUUCUGUCCCUCCAUCAUUUCAUUUGGUACUGAGCAGCUGAUAGUUAUUUGGGUUCGACCUGAAAAUGAUCUGGCCUUUAUUUUAAAAGUCAUGAUUUCUGCAUGCUGUUUCGCUGAUCUUGAAGUAACAUGCUUUCCCCAGUUUGUAAAAUGUGACCUGAUGACAGAUAUCAGUUGGUCCCUUGAAACGACUGUGAUUCAAUUGUGUCUGAAUAUUUUAGGAAUUUAGAGCAUUUAACAAACCCCUUCAAUAAGCUUUCCCUUAGUCACAAUUCCAAAUGUUGGCAUAUUGAUUGCAUUUUGACUGAUUUUGUUUUGCUUUUCCAAUCUUUUAAACUUUCUGCAGAGUAUAACAGUCAGAAUAAUUGCGGUAUUAUUUUAAUUGUUACACUGCAGAGGUGGGAGCAAGCCCUCUUUCCCCUCGCCAGGUUUUGUGGAGGUGGGGGUGACUUCCUUCUAACUUAAGUGAUAUGAUACCUACAGAGGAAACAUGGUGUUUCAUGUGAUUGUAUUGUGGAAUGCAGUUCUGUUCUGAGUUGCCAUACUGUGUAAAUAGAGAAAAAAGUAAAGACAAACCGAUGUACAGCCUUGCAAUGCAAGGUGCAAACAAUUCUGUAUAUGGCGUAUCGUGUAAGAGUUUGUAAAUUCAUUAGAGAAGAGGUAGGCAGCAUUUUGAGCUGUUCCUCAUAGUGUAUAUCAUAACUUUAAUCUAAUUCAAAGGAACUGGGGGCGAUGAUUUUAGUAUAUUGUGGUAUUUAUUUGGGAGUGAAAAUCCAUUUUAUGAAAUAAUGUGAAACACAGGAAAAGGGUCUAUUAUAAUACUGAUGUGAUCCUGGUAGCCUUUCUUGUUAAAUAA